Morchella importuna is the source of this 966-nucleotide messenger RNA. RefSeq lists its product as uncharacterized. Gene Ontology annotation, molecular function: translation initiation factor activity; metallopeptidase activity; translation initiation factor binding. The coding region runs from base 1 to 966 and encodes 321 amino acids. NCBI's taxonomy places the organism in Eukaryota, Fungi, Ascomycota, Pezizomycetes, Pezizales, Morchellaceae. The transcript is spliced from 5 exons. Gene Ontology annotation, cellular component: eukaryotic translation initiation factor 3 complex, eIF3m. Gene Ontology annotation, biological process: translational initiation. The record is from RefSeq and is a predicted model, not a curated record.
AUGACCGACCAAGAUUCAUACAUCCACCUUGCCAGGCCUCUGCCGACUCUCAACGUCUCGCCCGCCCACGCAACAACCGGCCCGUUGAACGUCCAGAUUCAUGCGCAAGCGCUCUUCUCGAUCCUCGAUCACUCAUUAAGACGGAACGCCGACCAGGAGAGAGUUAUUGGAACACUACUGGGUGUCAGGAGCGAGGAUGGAAGCGAGGUGGAGAUCAGGAAUUGCUUCGCGGUUGGCCAUAAUGAGAGCCAGGAACAGGUCGAAGUAGAUAUGGACUACCACAAGACCAUGCUUAGUCUCCACCUAAAGGCAAACCCCAAGGAGGUUCUGGUCGGCUGGUACGCUACCUCCCCCGAGCUCAACACCUUCUCCGCCCUCAUCCAGAACUUCUACGCCUCCAACGGCGAGGGUACCUUCCCCCACCCUGCCGUGCACCUCACCAUGUCCACCGCUCCGGGUAAGGACAUUGCCAUCAGGACCUACAUCUCCUCUGCCGUCGGCGUCAACCCCGACCGCAUCGCCGACUCAUGCCUCUUUGUCCCCGUGCCCUACGAGAUCCGCUACAAUGACAGCGACCGCAGCGGCCUCGAGCUCAUCGCCGGCGCAAAGAACACCGAGGACCGCACCGUCAGCGUCAUGACAGACAUCCACGCGCUCGAGCGGGCUAUCGAGGAGGUGCUCGGCAUGCUCGACCGUGUCAGCGACUACGUCGCAAAAGUCAUUGACGGCGAAGCCGAGGGCUCCACUGCGAUCGGAAAGUUCCUUAUGAACACCCUUGCCUUGGCGCCAAAGGUGUCGGGAUCAGACGUCGAGCGCAUGUUCAACACACACAUCCAGGACGUCCUCUUGAUCUCGUACCUGGCGAACACGAUCCGUACCCAGAUCGACCUCUCAAACAAGCUCGCGAACCUCACUUCUGCGGCCGCGCCCCCGAUUGCGGCUACCGUAACUGCUGGUGGUAAAUAG